This is a messenger RNA of Trichobilharzia regenti, 2013 nucleotides long. The record is from the annotation of a GenBank genome assembly. NCBI's taxonomy places the organism in Eukaryota, Metazoa, Platyhelminthes, Trematoda, Strigeidida, Schistosomatidae.
GUAAAAACGAUAUUGGAUAUUGGAUGUUGAGAGAGCACAAUUACACACGAAGACAAUAGAAAUGGAAAAUCUAAUUGGAGAAACACGGAAAAUUAACAAGUUUAAGUAUCAUGAAAAAGAUUUAGAGUUGACAGUCACACAAGAUCAAUUAAUACAACGCUGUCGACUAACAGUUUCAAUUUGCAUUUGAAGUGCUCGCUUCGCAAUAUAUUCAAAGAGCUGCAGAUUUUGUCGAUGUACACACAUUCAUGGCAAAAGAUAGAUUAGUGUUUUUCACAGAUUAUACAAGGAAAUGUUGCGCAAACUGUCACAUUUGGCUGAAGAAUUUCGAAUAGCAACAGAAAAACGUGUUAACAAAACAGAACGUCGAACUUUAGAAUCAAAUUAUACACUAAAUGAAAAAUUAUCAUGUUUAAGCACUGAAAUGCUGAAUAUUAUGGGUAAAAAUAAAUCGUAUAAACAAGCCACUAAACAAUUGAAGCAUGAUGUUCAUGUCUUACGAGACGUUAGAAACGAAAUGCAUAAAAAUUGGUCGAAUCAGAUCCAAUCACUGAAGCAUUCGAUAUCUAAUUGUUUGGAAAAGGAAAAAAAGUUAUUCUCAAUUAAAGAAAUGUUCCCAAUGAAAGAAAAUGUUUGUAUACUGAAUAAGGACUUGUUUCAAACACAUAUUGACGAUAUGAAUAUAAAAGGAGAUGAACUCAAUGAAGAAGUACACAAUCUAAGGUCAAAGUAUGACGAGUCAUUAUCGCAGUUUGAAGAAUACAAGUACAUAAGGAGAGAAGAGCUACACCGUUUAAAGCAGUUAAUUCAAGCAAGAAAUCAUUUAUGUCAAUUAGUUUCCGAUUGUAAAACUGCACUACAAGAAGCUUAUGAAAUGUAUGAACCAGAAAGUACUACAAAAUUAAAUUUCACUGAACGUGUUCAACGGUUCGACCAUUUGUUGACUGCAUUCUUUAUUAUAAUUUACACAUGUGAUCAGCUGAUUUCACGUAUUACUCCAUACCAGAUUGGAGAUUUUCGUUGGAAACGAUUAUCUACCUGUGUACCGUCAGCCUCAACAAGACAAUCACUUGGUGGUCAAAAGGUUAUGUUUAGUGACUCAGUGCAGGAUUCAUUAGCAACAUCAUCACUGGCUAAUGUCGACAGUCAAACAAGGAAGACAUUUUCAGGGAAAGAUGAGUCAACUGGAUCGAAUUUGGAGUCAGUUGAAAAAGAUGAUUUACCCAUAGACUUCCCCUUAGCAUCGAAAUUUGGCUUGGAACCAGUUGAUCCGAACAAGCCACAAACUAUCAAUUCAGAUUUACUUAAAGAAUUAUCAAAAUGUUCACGUCAGUCAGGAAAACGAACAAAUACACCAUCAGUACAUGCAGUUGCUGUGCAAACGGAACCACUAUACAACAUCAAUGACAACAACAGUAACAACAAAAAACAAACAUCAGAGAAAUUUAAACAAAAGCGAUCCAUUGAAUUAAUUCAUUUUAGAAAUCGUCGUGGUAUUCUACACCUUCCGCUAAUCAAUUCAACAAUUCUAGCACCGAAAGAAUGCUAUGAUGAAUUGUACAGUUUUAAUAUUCGACCAAUUUAUAAACCCAAAUCACCCCAGUUACCGAGUUUAUAUCAGUUAGCUAAGAUAUAAUUGAUUGUGUAUAAUAAUAAUAAUAGUAGUAGUACUGAAAAAGCAAGCGGGUUAUUUGUGUGAAUAGGAAACCUCUUCGAUUAAAAUGGCACAAAGAAGUACAGACCAUUUCUCCACAACAGUCAUGUACUUGUUGUCACUUAAGAGUUUUCCAAAAAUCUGAGCCUGCACUGUGAUGGUCAGUUUCAUCCACACACAUAGACACAGAAAUAACCUGAAUAGUCAAAUAACUAACUGUUUCCUAAAGGAACAUUUUGUGACUAAGUCUUUCAUUGAUUAACUGUCCACUUCUUGUUUGUAAACUACUGUCCUCUGUCAUAGGAGAUAUAACAGAGAUGGAGUAAUGAAUGUCAUAGAAUCGGCUCUCCUUUUGAGAA